Salmo salar (Atlantic salmon) is the source of this 4749-nucleotide messenger RNA. Lineage: Eukaryota; Metazoa; Chordata; Actinopteri; Salmoniformes; Salmonidae. The record is from RefSeq and is a predicted model, not a curated record.
AGCAGUAGUAGUAGAGGUAGGGGAAUGGGAGGUUGUUGUAGAUGUAGGGGAAUGGGAGGUUGUUGUAGUAGUAGAGGUAGGGGAAUGGGAGGUUGUAGUAGAUGUAGGGGAAUGGGAGGUUGUAGUAGAUGUAGGGGAAUGGGAGGUUGUUGUAGAUGUAGGGGAAUGGGAGGUUGUUGUAGAUGUAGUAGAUGUAGGGGAAUGAGAGGUUGUUGUAGAUGUAGGGGAAUGGGAGGUUGUUGUAGAUGUAGGGGAAUGGGAGGUUGUUGUAGAUGUAGUAGUAGAUGUAGGGGAAUGGGAGGUUGUAGUAGAUGUAGAUGUAGGGGAAUGGGAGGUUGUUGUAGUAGAUGUAGGGGAAUGGGAGGUUGUUGUAGAUGUAAGGGAAUGGGAGGUUGUUGUAGUAGUAGAUGUAGGGGAAUGGGAGGUUGUUGUAGAUGUAGUAGUAGUAGUAGAUGUAGGGGAAUGAGAGGUUGUUGUAGAUGUAGGUGAAUGGGAGGUUGUUGUAGGGGAAUGGGAGGUUGUUGUAGUAGUAGAUGUAGGGGAAUGGGAGGUUGUAGUAGAUGUAGGGGAAUGGGGGGUUGUUGUAGUAGAUGUAGGGGAAUGGGAGGUUGUUGUAGAUGUAGUAGUAGAUGUAGGGGAAUGGGAGGUUGUUGUAGAUGUAGGGGAAUGGGAGGUUGUUGUAGAUGUAGUAGUACAUGUAGGGGAAUGAGAGGUUGUUGUAGAUGUUGGGGAAUGAGAGGUUGUUGUAGAUGUAGGGGAAUGAGAGGUUGUUGUAGAUGUAGGGGAAUGAGAGGUUGUUGUAGAUGUAGGGGAAUGAGAGGUUGUUGUAGAUGUAGGGGAAUGGGAGGUUGUUGUAGUAGGGGAAUGGGAGGUUGUUGUAGUAGAUGCAGGGGAAUGGGAGGUUGUUGUAGAUGCAGCAGUAGUAAUAGUAGUAGUAGUAGAUGUAGGGGAAUGGGAGGUUGUUGUAGUAGGGGAAUGGGAGGUUGUUGUAGUAGAUGCAGGGGAAUGGGAGGUUGUUGUAGAUGCAGCAGUAGUAAUAGUAGUAGUAGUAGAUGUAGGGGAAUGGGAGGUUGUUGUAGUAGUAGAGGUAGGGGAAUGGGAGGUUGUAGUAGAUGUAGGGGAAUGGGAGGUUGUUGUAGAUGUAGGGGAAUGGGAGGUUGUUGUAGAUGUAGUAGAUGUAGGGGAAUGAGAGGUUGUUGUAGAUGUAGGGGAAUGGGAGGUUGUUGUAGUAGAUGUAGGGGAAUGGGAGGUUGUUGUAGUAGAUGUAGGGGAUGGGAGGUUGUUGUAGAUGUAGGGGAAUGGGAGGUUGUUGUAGUAGUAGAUGAAUGGGAGGUUGUUGUAGAUGUAGUAGUAGAUGUAGGGGAAUGGGAGGUUGUAGUAGAUGUAGAUGUAGGGGAAUGGGAGGUUGUUGUAGUAGAUGUAGGGGAAUGGGAGGUUGUUGUAGAUGUAAGGGAAUGGGAGGUUGUUGUAGUAGUAGAUGUAGGGGAAUGGGAGGUUGUUGUAGAUGUAGUAGAUGUAGGGGAAUGAGAGGUUGUUGUAGAUGUAGGGGAAUGGGAGGUUGUUGUAGGGGAAUGGGAGGUUGUUGUAGAUGUAGGGGAAUGGGAGGUUGUAGUAGAUGUAGGGGAAUGGGAGGUUGUUGUAGUAGAUGUAGGGGAAUGGGAGGUUGUUGUAGAUGUAGUAGAUGUAGGGGAAUGAGAGGUUGUUGUAGAUGUAGGGGAAUGGGAGGUUGUUGUAGAUGUAGGGGAAUGGGAGGUUGUUGUAGUAGAUGUAGGGGAUGGGAGGUUGUUGUUGAUGUAGUAGUAGAUUUAGGGGAAUGUGAGGUUGUUGUAGAUGUAGGGGAAUGAGAGGUUGUUGUAGAUGUAGGGGAAUGGGAGGUUGUUGUAGUAGAUGUAGGGGAUGGGAGGUUGUUGUUGAUGUAGUAGUAGAUUUAGGGGAAUGUGAGGUUGUUGUAGAUGUAGGGGAAUGAGAGGUUGUUGUAGAUGUAGGGGAAUGGGAGGUUGUAGUAGAUGUAGGGGAAUGGGAGGUUGUUGUAGUAGAUGUAGGGGAAUGGGAGGUUGUUGUAGAUGUAGUAGAUGUAGGGGAAUGAGAGGUUGUUGUAGAUGUAGGGGAAUGGGAGGUUGUUGUAGAUGUAGGGGAAUGGGAGGUUGUUGUAGUAGAUGUAGGGGAUGGGAGGUUGUUGUUGAUGUAGUAGUAGAUUUAGGGGAAUGUGAGGUUGUUGUAGUAGUAGAUGAAUGGGAGGUUGUUGUAGAUGUAGUAGUAGAUGUAGGGGAAUGGGAGGUUGUAGUAGAUGUAGAUGUAGGGGAAUGGGAGGUUGUUGUAGUAGAUGUAGGGGAAUGGGAGGUUGUUGUAGAUGUAAGGGAAUGGGAGGUUGUUGUAGUAGUAGAUGUAGGGGAAUGGUAGGUUGUUGUAGAUGUAGUAGUAGUAGUAGAUGUAGGGGAAUGAGAGGUUGUUGUAGAUGUAGGGGAAUGGGAGGUUGUUGUAGGGGAAUGGGAGGUUGUUGUAGUAGUAGAUGUAGGGGAAUGGGAGGUUGUAGUAGAUGUAGGGGAAUGGGAGGUUGUUGUAGUAGAUGUAGGGGAAUGGGAGGUUGUUGUAGAUGUAGUAGUAGAUGUAGGGGAAUGGGAGGUUGUUGUUGAUGUAGUAGUAGAUUUAGGGGAAUGUGAGGUUGUUGUAGUAGUAGAUGAAUGGGAGGUUGUUGUAGAUGUAGUAGUAGAUGUAGGGGAAUGGGAGGUUGUAGUAGAUGUAGAUGUAGGGGAAUGGGAGGUUGUUGUAGUAGAUGUAGGGGAAUGGGAGGUUGUUGUAGAUGUAAGGGAAUGGGAGGUUGUUGUAGUAGUAGAUGUAGGGGAAUGGUAGGUUGUUGUAGAUGUAGUAGUAGUAGUAGAUGUAGGGGAAUGAGAGGUUGUUGUAGAUGUAGGGGAAUGGGAGGUUGUUGUAGGGGAAUGGGAGGUUGUUGUAGUAGUAGAUGUAGGGGAAUGGGAGGUUGUAGUAGAUGUAGGGGAAUGGGAGGUUGUUGUAGUAGAUGUAGGGGAAUGGGAGGUUGUUGUAGAUGUAGUAGUAGAUGUAGGGGAAUGGGAGGUUGUUGUAGAUGUAGGGGAAUGGGAGGUUGUUGUAGAUGUAGUAGUACAUGUAGGGGAAUGAGAGGUUGUUGUAGAUGUAGGGGAAUGAGAGGUUGUUGUAGAUGUAGGGGAAUGAGAGGUUGUUGUAGAUGUAGGGGAAUGGGAUGUUGUUGUAGUAGAUGUAGGGGAAUGGGAGGUUGUUGUAGAUGCAGCAGUAGUAAUAGUAGUAGUAGUAGAUGUAGGGGAAUGGGAGGUUGUUGUAGUAUUAGUAGUAGAUGUAGGGGAAUGGGAGGUUGUUGUAGAUGCAGCAGUAGUAGUAGUAGUAGAUAUAGGGGUAUGGGAGGUUGUUGUAGUAGAUGUAGGGGAAUGGGAGGUUGUUGUAGAUGUAGGGGAAUGGGAGGUUGUUGUAGUAUUAGUAGUAGAUGUAGAUGUAGGGGAAUGGGAGGUGUUGUAGUAUUAGUAGUAGAUGUAGGGGAAUGGGAGGUUGUUGUAGUAUUAAUAGUAGAUGUAGGGGAAUGGGAGGUUGUUGUAGUAUUAGUAGUAGAUGUAGUAGUAGAUGUAGGGGAAUGGGAGGUUGUUGUAGAUGCAGCAGUAGUAGUAGUUGUAGGGGAAUGGGAGGUUGUUGUAGUAUUAGUAGUAGAUGCAGUAGUAGCAGAUGUAGGGGAAUGGGAGGUUGUUGUAGUAUUAGUAGUAGAUGUAGUAGUAGAUGUAGGGGAAUGGGAGGUUGUUGUAGUAUUUGUAGUAGAUGUAGUAGAUGUAGGGGAAUGGGAGGUUGUUGUAGUAGAUGCAGCAGUAGUAAUAGUAGUAGUAGUAGUAGAUGUAGGGGAAUGGGAGGUUGUUGUAGUAAUUCAAGGCAAUUAUAGCAGCCAUGCUCACAGAUCCACACCAGUGUCCCUCUCAUUAGGGAAGCUCUGUACGACCGGAUAGAAAAAGCCUAAGGUGUGUGUGUGUGUGUGUGUGUGUGUGUGUGUGUGUGUGUGUGUGUGUGUGUGUGUGUGUGUGUGUGUGUGUGUGUGUGUGUGUGUGUGUGUGUGUGUGUGUGUGUGUGUGUGUGUGCGCGCGCUUGUUUGUAAACGUGUACACUGACAGUGAUGGGCCAUUGGUUUCAACAGAACAUUUUGGAGGAGAUUAGUGAAGGGAUUUAAGUUAACACCACCUAAAGCUGUGGGUAACGCAGUGUGCAGAUGGUCUCGAUUUCUCACAAAAUACUGUUAUGUAUCCAAAGGAUUUGUCAGACAUGUCUGGCUAAUUGCGGUUGUUAGGCUUUUGCUUGUGUGUUCCCAUAACAUUUUUAAUUCAUGUAUUCAAGUUUCUGCAAGGGUGUAUAAUGCAUUUGUCGUUUUUCUCAACCUUUUUUAUAGCAGGGACCAGCAGGCUAGGUGUUUUAUUGUAAGGCCGCUUACAAUAAACUAUCACUGUAGAACUGACUAAAUGAGUCAGUUAACCAGCUCAGGGACCAGCAAGCAACAUCCCAUGGACUGGGGCUUUUCCACAGAAGAGGAUGAGAAACACACUUCAAUGAAUUUUUCAGUCUCCACCCUAGUCACAGAGCUACCCUAACCUCUCCCCUCUUCAUAGAGGUCACUCCCCCUAACCCUGCUCCUUCAGCUCCAGAAGGAAGCCCUCUGUGUGGGGAGGAUGUGUUUGCAUUACCGGGCCAGUCUCACACUCACCUCUCACCCAGAAUUGUUUUUGU